AAUCCUCCACCCCUCUUCCGAAUGCUUGCGCGGUCAUCUUAAAGCACCACGCUGCCAAGAACAAACAUGAGAAGUGAGCCCAUGAAGACACAUCCUCUUGUUUUGGGCAGGGCGAAAAAACAUGACACUGUGUCUCAAAUGACAGCGCAACACAAACCGCUGCUCAUUGCACCCCAGUGAAAGCGGUAGUCUCACGCUUUAAUCGAGGGAGUCGGUGCUCGAUUGCUCUGGUCUGACGCGAAGAUGGCAGAAUCGGAGUAUAAUGUUUCAGUUCCUCACUUGAACUCCCUUCUACAAAUGGAUCCUUACCUCAAACCCUUUGAAAACGACUUACAGAGGAGGUAUGGGCUGUUUAAGAAGCAGCUCACACUCCUUGAGGAGGCCGAAGGAGGCUUUGAUCAGUUCACACGCAGCUAUAAGAGUUACGGAGUACAGCGGAUGCCAGACAACAAUGACUGGGAUAACUUUUCACAUCCCUACACUAAAAAGGAGUUUGGGAAAUGGGAGCUGCACAUACCCCCAAAAGAGGACAAGACACCUGCUGUCGCUCAUAACUCCAAGCUGAAGGUGGUUGUUCACACCAGAGCAGGUGAGCGGCUGUUCCGAAUCUCACCUUGGGCAAAGUAUGUGACCAGGCAUGAGAAGUCCGUCAUCUAUGAUUGGGUACAUUGGGACCCUCCUCAACCUUACAUUCACAAGCACCCUCGUCCACAGAAGCCCAGGAGCCUGCGGAUAUACGAGUCCCAUGUUGGCAUUGCAUCUCCGGAGGGCAAAGUGGCAUCCUACAGCAACUUUACACACAACGUGCUGCCUAGAAUCAAAGAUCUUGGUUAUAACUGUAUUCAGCUGAUGGCGAUCAUGGAGCAUGCCUACUAUGCUAGCUUCGGUUACCAGGUCACCAGUUUCUUCGCAGCAUCAAGUCGUUGCGGCACCCCAGAGGAACUCAAGGAGCUGAUUGACGUGGCUCACUCUCUGGGUAUCAUCGUCCUGCUCGAUGUGGUGCACAGCCACGCAUCCAAGAACACAGAGGACGGGCUCAACCGCUUUGACGGCUCUGACUCCUGUUUCUUCCACAGCGGGCCCCGUGGGGAACACAGCCUCUGGGACAGCAGACUCUUCAACUACUCUGGCUGGGAGGUGCUGCGAUUUCUCCUGUCAAACCUGCGCUGGUGGAUGGAGGAGUACAGAUUUGAUGGAUUCAGGUUUGACGGAGUGUCAUCUAUGCUCUACCAUCAUCACGGGAUCGGAUCAGGAUUUUCUGGGGAUUAUGCUGAAUACUUUGGACUCCAGGUAGACGAGGAUUCUCUUGUCUACCUCAUGUUGGCAAACCAUAUUUUGCACACCCUCUAUGAAGACUGCAUCACUAUUGCAGAGGAUGUGUCCGGUAUGCCCACCCUUUGCUGUCCUGUCCAAGAAGGAGGUCUGGGUUUCGACUAUCGCCUGGCCAUGGCCAUUCCAGACAAAUGGAUUCAAAUCCUUAAGGAGUUCAAGGACGAAGAUUGGAACAUGGGAAACAUUGUGUUCACGAUGACCAACAGGCGAUACGGCGAGAAAUGCAUCGCUUACGCUGAAAGCCACGACCAGGCCCUGGUGGGAGACAAAACUCUGGCCUUCUGGCUGAUGGACAAGGAUAUGUACACCAACAUGAGCACUUCGAUUCCCAUGAACUCCGUUAUUGAUCGGGGCAUCCAGCUCCACAAGAUGAUCCGACUGCUUACCCACAGCCUGGGAGGAGAGGGCUACCUAAACUUCAUGGGCAAUGAGUUCGGCCAUCCAGAAUGGCUGGAUUUUCCCCGAGUUGGCAACAAUGAGAGUUAUCAUUACGCCCGCCGGCAGUUCAACCUCGUGGACACGGAUCACCUGCGUUACUGGCAGCUGUACGCUUUCGACCGAGACAUGAACCGCACGGAGGACAAGUACGGCUGGCUGGCUGCUCCCCCGGCUUACAUCAGCGUCAAACACGAGGGAGACAAGGUGAUCGUCUUCGAGAGGGCCAACGUCAUCUUCAUCUUCAACUUUCACCCAACCAACAGCUACAGCAGCUACAGAGUGGCAGUGGGGCCGCCGGGGAAAUAUAAGAUCAAACUGGACUCGGAUGGAAUCCAGUAUGGAGGCCAUGGCAGAUUGGACCACAACACAGAGUUCUUCACGGAGCCAAUGGAAUUCAACAAUCUGCCCAACUCUAUGUUGGUUUACAUUCCCUGCAGAACCGCUAUUGUUCUGGUCAACGAGGAAAUCGAUUACUGCUACUGAAACACAAUCAGCGAUUCACCGCGAGAUGGAAACCCAGCACACUUCUGUGACUCAACCGACCUCCGUUCACAGCGUGUUUGCCAUCAUCCUUUAGAAAGCCCACAUUUUCCCGUGAACCGCCACCAAACUGAAUUGAGUACAAGAUGUUCCCAUUCCCAUGUUACCCCAUUUCUGUCAUUUUUUUCUGUCAUUGUUCACACAUUAUUGAUUAUCAAGAAUUAGUUUCCCAAUAUCCCACUGCCCGACUAGUUUGAAAUGGUUAGAUCAUUGCCAGAUUUUUUGCCUGAUCAAGAAUACAUGUUUAUUACUACUGAAAUUGCUAUUCAACAAUGAAUAAUUAAUGUUGAGGUAAAUAAUCACUUUGACUGUGGUCAGUAUUAUAAGCAAUAUUAGUCAGCACUGUAUUUAUAAUACUGUAAUUGUGAAAAGUAAAUAUAAUUACUUUACAUAAGUUUGAUCUUUCUGCUAUUUUAAUUUGACACUAGCUUUUUUUUGACAUUCUGUGUCAGUGAUUUAACUUCUGUAUAUUUAUGUGCACCAUGUAUUCAUUUGUCCAAGUAAAAAAAAAAAUAUCGUUUGAGAACGAUGUAUUGAUUACAUGUCAGUUCAGUGCUGAGCUCGUCAACAAAGUUGAAUUAUAUAUUUUUAAUGCAUGAACUCCGCGUAAAGUCAUAGAAUCGAAAUUAUAUAUUUUAUUUUCCUGACAGGCUGGUUUUCAGUGCCUUUCAAACUUUUCAAUCAUAACCAGGUUUUGAUGAAUAUUAAUUUGACUAAAUAAGAAAUUAUUUUGAUUAAUUUAUAAUAUUAAAGCUGAGAUAAUAUAACUUGUGCUAAUACUAAAUAUUAAUUCAUUUUCAGUUAAAGACAGUCGUGCUAUUUCACUGUCCAGCAUUUUACUUUUUAAACAUCUUUUAUAAUAUAUGUUCUUCUUUCUCUUCAACAACAGCAGCUUAUCCCUGAGAUCCAAAAGUCUGUGUGUGAAAAUAUAUAUCCAAAUUAUUAUAAUCCUGAAGCUGCUCUCCUCAAGACAUCAUUGGACACAUUUGUUGCUCAUUUUCUCCUGUCUUCUUAUUUCGUGGUUCGAAGAAAUCUAAAUUUGCCCUCAAUUUAAUUUGAUGCUCACAUAGAUAUACAGUAUUUGGUAGCAUAAUCUGUCAUACUGAGAAACGGCUUUCCAGAAACCAUCUUGAAUGAAGAUUCAUCACCACUGCUUUAUUUGGUUAUUAUGAAAAUAUUGCAGCUAAUGAGAAGGUUUUAUUUAACUGAAACAAAAAAAAAGCAUUAAAACAGUCAGAUUCAUAAGUUUGGAAGGUCCUUGUGAUGGUCAACAAAUA
Messenger RNA from Sinocyclocheilus rhinocerous, 3587 nucleotides. RefSeq names its product 1,4-alpha-glucan-branching enzyme-like. Lineage: Eukaryota; Metazoa; Chordata; Actinopteri; Cypriniformes; Cyprinidae. The transcript has 16 exons. The record is from RefSeq and is a predicted model, not a curated record. Gene Ontology annotation, biological process: glycogen biosynthetic process. Gene Ontology annotation, molecular function: hydrolase activity, hydrolyzing O-glycosyl compounds; cation binding; 1,4-alpha-glucan branching enzyme activity. Bases 244 to 2253 code for a protein of 669 amino acids. Gene Ontology annotation, cellular component: cytoplasm.